UUGUUUGACCCUUUUUUUUUUUUUUUUUUUUUUGGCUCACUUGCUUUCUCGCGGCAAUGGCGGCGGCGACGGGAAAUGACAACGACAACGGCUUCGAUAACCAGCUUAAACCAGAAUCUGAACCGGCUACGGUUAACCUUUCGCCUCCUCUGUCUAAGAACGCUCAGAAGAAGCAACUGAAGCAGCAAAGAUACGAAGCGAAGAAAGCUGAGAAGAAGGCACAGGAGAAGGAGCAGAAGAGGAAGGAAGGAGAGAGAAAGCAUAAGGAAUGGGAGGAAACCCUAGCGAACGCGACGGAGGAGGAGAGGCUGAAGCUGAUUGAAUCGAGGAAGAGUCUGCGGAAGGAGAGAAUGGACAAGAGAUGGGAGGAGAAAGAGAAGAAGAUGGAGCGGCUUAAUCGAGCCAAAGAAGUAGGUCAAAAGAUCGUCGUAGAUGUUGAUUUUGCGCAUCUCAUGUCUGAUUCUGAGAUCUCUAGCCUCGUUCAGCAGAUUAUGUAUUGCUAUGCGGUGAAUGGGAGAAGUACUUCACCUUGUCAUCUAUGGCUUACAGGAGUCCAAGGGAAGAUGAGUGCUGAGCUUGAUAAGCUUCCUGGUUUUGAGAAGUGGUUCAUUGAGAAGGAAAGUAAUUGCUACAUUCAGGCCAUGGCUGAUCAGAAAGAUGAUUUGGUCUACCUUACGGCUGAUUCUGAUACUGUUUUGGAUGAUCUUGACCCCAAGCAUAUCUACAUUAUCGGUGGCUUAGUGGAUCGAAACCGAUUCAAAGGGAUCACCAUGACCAAGGCACAAGAACAAGGCAUCAAAACAGCUAAGCUUCCCAUAGGAGAGUAUCUGAAAAUGUCAAGUUCUCAGGUUCUCACUGUGAACCAAGUUUUGGAGAUACUCGUGAAGUUUCUGGAGACUAGGGACUGGAAAACAGCCUUCUUCACUGUGAUUCCUCAGAGGAAAAGAACCGGACUUGAUCCUGUUGGUUCUUCGAAACUGGAACCUCUUUCUGAAGAGCACCAGGAGGAAGACGCUGAUGCGGACAAACAUGAUCAUCUGGAGAGGAAAAAGGUAUGCGUUGAAGUUCCUCUGGAAAGUAGUAGCUAGAUGAAUGAAGAUUAUGCAUAUGAGAGUUGUUUCUAUAUCCGCUAAACACUGAUUUCUCUGUAGCUGAGAAUUGGAAUCUGGAAUGUUUUGUCCCUUUAUAUGUUUGAGUCAAGACGCAUUACGAAUUUCACUGUCAA
Messenger RNA from Camelina sativa (false flax), 1225 nucleotides. Lineage: Eukaryota; Viridiplantae; Streptophyta; Magnoliopsida; Brassicales; Brassicaceae. The record is from RefSeq and is a predicted model, not a curated record.